AUGUCUGAAAACGAGCUAAAGAGGAAACUCGAUGAGUUGCAUGAGAGUAAUCAGGUCCUGGGCUUGGCUGUUCAACGAACCCGUCUGUCAGUCAAAAGGCUGAGACUUGAAUACGGCACACUUCUAGAAAGAUUGGAAAGCAGAAUAGACAAGGAUCCCGAACUCAGUUUUGAGGACCCGCUACCGUCAUUAGAUGAAUUUAAAAACCAGAUUCUCGAAGAUGCCCCGAAGACAAGGACGAAGAAAAAGAAGGGCAAGGAAAGGGAUCCAAAUUUACCUAAAAGACCUACCAAUGCGUACUUGUUGUUCUGCGAAAUGAACAAAGAAGAAAUGAAACAAAAAUCAGUCGCAAAUGAUGUGUCCAAAGCAUUGACUGACGCUUGGAAAAAUCUUGACGAGAGCGCUAGGAAACCUUACUAUGAAUUGUAUAAUGAGGAUCGAGAAAGGUACCAAAAAGAGAUGCAUGCAUAUGCUCAAAGUAAAACUGAUGACAACAAAACUUUGAAAAAAGAAGAUGAAGAAGACGAGGAGGAGGAUUUGGAUGACGAUGAAGACACCGACGAAACGCAGCCCGAUGUUGAUGCCACUGCAGAUAUAGCAACAAGCGAUGCCUAA
Lachancea mirantina is the source of this 615-nucleotide messenger RNA. The record is from the annotation of a GenBank genome assembly. NCBI's taxonomy places the organism in Eukaryota, Fungi, Ascomycota, Saccharomycetes, Saccharomycetales, Saccharomycetaceae.